This is a messenger RNA of Lecanosticta acicola, 597 nucleotides long. NCBI's taxonomy places the organism in Eukaryota, Fungi, Ascomycota, Dothideomycetes, Mycosphaerellales, Mycosphaerellaceae. The record is from the annotation of a GenBank genome assembly.
AUGGGAAAGGGAAAGCCAAGAGGACUGCUGGCCGCGCGCAAGCUGCGCAACACCCGCCGUGAACAACAAUGGGCCGAUCUCCACUACAAGAAGAGACUGCUCGGUACCGCCUACAAGUCGUCGCCAUUCGGAGUACGUACAGCCCGAUAGCAUCACAAAUGAUGAAGAGACGGAUUGCAUGAGGGGAGAAUCGAGAGAGAUGGGCGUGAAGUGAGGACACAGACUGACAUGCAUUGAAGGGUUCUUCCCACGCCAAGGGAAUCGUCCUCGAGAAGGUCGGUGUUGAGGCGAAGCAGCCCAACUCUGCCAUCCGCAAGUGCGUGCGUGUGCAGCUCAUCAAGAACGGCAAGAAGGUCACUGCUUUCGGUAUGAUAUGUCGAAUCUACGGACUUGAGGAACACGCACUGACGUAGACCAGUGCCCAACGACGGUUGCUUGAACUUCGUCGACGAGAACGACGAGGUCCUGCUCGCUGGUUUCGGUCGUAAGGGCAAGGCCAAGGGUGAUAUUCCCGGUGUGCGUUUCAAGGUUGUCAAGGUCUCCGGUGUGGGUCUGAGCGCUCUGUGGAAGGAGAAGAAGGAGAAGCCACGUUCGUAG